Molecule: messenger RNA, 2185 nt
Organism: Phragmites australis (common reed)
Lineage: Eukaryota; Viridiplantae; Streptophyta; Magnoliopsida; Poales; Poaceae
Exons: 4
Coding region: 521-1996 (491 amino acids)
Molecular function (GO): protein binding
Source: RefSeq, a predicted model, not a curated record
CUUAGUACAAGUAAAGCAUCACGAUGACUACUUGAAUUGCACAAAUCAGUGAACAAAUGCUAGCUGAAUAAAGUUUAUGAACUGAUAUGUUAAUACUGUAAUCUCCUACAAUCCUACUGCAUUGAAAGCUUCGCUUUUUUUUUCCAACUGUUGCAUAAUUAACUUUCCAUUACAAAAUCGUCUUCAUAAGUUCAUAUAGUAUUUGCUCUAAGCAUAAUAAUGUUGCAACUUGCAACCAUCUUCAGGCCUCCAAUGCAUAAAAACCGGUGUUUCUUAGAUUGGGAGGUUCUCAAGUUACCAUCAAUGGCAAGCACUUGACAUUAAUCUCCAUACCGUCUCAACUUCCUUAGAUUGUACAAUCUGAAAGAAAUCAGUGUUUUCUAACAAACGUGACAUGUUAUCUCCAUUAGACCAUUACAGGCAGUCCAUUGUAAUUUGUGAGCUGCAUAUCAUUGUAGGACGGCAUUCUUUUAUCUGGUCUGUUCAAUCUAUUAUCUCAUCAAUUUAGUCACUAAGGCUUAUGUCACAUACUCACGUAUCUUACACUGUAACUGCAAAUGCAAAGAAACAAAUAUUGUUGAGCACUACAUGCCUGAUUCGGGACAUCUGGCAUCAUAUACAUUCCCUGGUGCCAAUGCGAGAUGCUGCCCAAGCCGCCUGUGUGUCUCGUGCCUUUCUACGUUCCUGGAGAUGCCAUCCCAACCUCAAUUUCAGUAAUGAAACAUUGGGCUUGAAUGAAAAUGCAUGUGGAAAGGAUGAAUCAGGUAGAGUUUUCUACAGCAAAGUUGACCACAUUAUGAAAAGGCACUCAGGGAUUGGCGUGAAGAAACUUAAGAUUCAGAUUACUUCAGAUUUUAGUGCAAAGGACUCUUGUUAUCUCAACAGUUGGCUUCAGACUGCUGUUACACCAGGGAUUGAAGAACUCACACUUAUACUGAUUCCGAUGAAGUCAAAGUACAAUUUGAAGGCAAAGUACAAUUUUCCAUACUCACUUCUAUCAAAUGGGAGUGGAGACUCAAUCCGGUAUCUUCACCUUGGCUGUUGUUCCUUCCAUCCUACAGUCACACUUGGUUGUUUAAGAAGUCUGACGAGACUGCAUCUUUGUCAGGUGCGUAUUACGGGGGACGAGUUAGGGUGCCUUCUUUCCCAUUCUUUUGCUUUGGAGCGAUUGGAACUCAAGAGCUGUGAUUGGAUAGUUUGCCUGAAGGUACCUUGCCUACUGCAACGGCUCAGCUACCUAAUGGUAUAUAGUUGCGCCAAGCUGAAAUUGAUAGACAAUGAAGCUCCAAAUCUCUCCAGUUUUUUAUUUGGAGGAGACAACACGGUACAACUAUCACUUGGAGAAACUUUGCAAAUGAAGAACCUAAACAUGGGCUGUUCCGGUUCAGUUUUUUAUGCUCGUGCUAAACUUCCAUCCACCAUGCCAAAUCUCGAAGCUCUUACCAUAUAUUCACGCAAGGAGAGGGCCCACACACCAAUGCUGCAUAGCAAAUUCAUCCACCUAAGGCACUUGAGUAUUGCUCUUAAUGGAUCACCCUUUUCCCCGGCCUAUGAUUAUUUGUCUCUGGCUUCCUUUUUUGAUGCUGCUCCUUCUCUGGAGACUUUCGACUUGGAUGUAUUCCAGCGACGCAUGGAGCAUGUCUCGAUUUUUGCAGAUCCUGCUGAUCUCAGGCAGAUGCGAGAACUGCACCAUCACAACCUUAAGAGUGUGAAGAUCACAGGAUUCUGCUCUGCGAAGAGCUUGGUUGAGCUAACAUGCCAUAUUGUUGAGAGUAUAACAUCACUUGAGUGCUUGACAUUGGAGGCUCCUCAGAGUAUUCUCAGGUGUUGUGCGCCUUACAACAAAUCUGGCAAAUGCUCCCCAAUGGCUAGGGAUAUUCUCAUGGAAGCUCACAGAGCGGUCUUGGCUAUCAGAACCUACAUCGAGCCUAAGGUUCCCUCCACAGUAAAGCUACAUGUUUUGGAGCCUUGCAGCUGCCAUGCUGUUGAACUUUAGAUGUCAUGUUUAUCUUAAUUGUUCAAUGUUUAAUUAUCGGAAGUGUCCAUUGUUUAGUUGUAGUAGUAUUGCUUCCACUGGUGCUGUCACCCGCUUUAUGGCAUUGCUCAAUGUUUAGCUUUGUAAUGGUACAUGGGUUGCUCACAAGUUAUGAACUCAUAAUUUGAUAGUACCUUCUAUUAAUAACUC